Molecule: messenger RNA, 882 nt
Organism: Camelina sativa (false flax)
Lineage: Eukaryota; Viridiplantae; Streptophyta; Magnoliopsida; Brassicales; Brassicaceae
Gene: APK3
Product: adenosine-5'-phosphosulfate (APS) kinase 3
Biological process (GO): sulfate assimilation
Molecular function (GO): ATP binding; adenylylsulfate kinase activity
Source: RefSeq, a predicted model, not a curated record
GUGAUCUUUUUCUCUUUAUUUUUUUAUCUUUGAUUCUCUUGCGGUAAAUUAUAGGGUGACCGAUUUAUAAAUCAUGGUUGUCAAAAAGGAUUUGAAUUUAAGUUGUUUUGUUGAUCUUUCUUCUGGAGACACUGAUUUAGGAACCUAUUGAUUUAUGAAAAGAAUUACAUUUUCUAGUCAUAACAUUAUGGGGCUUGGAUUGUUGAAUAUAUACAAUUUUGGUGAUAGAUCAGAUUAACAGACAGGGUUUUGAGAAUGUCGACAGUUGGGAAUUCGACAAACAUAUUUUGGCAAGAAUCACCCAUUGGGAAAGCUGAAAGGCAGAAGUUGUUAAACCAGAAGGGUUGUGUGGUGUGGAUCACAGGGCUCAGUGGCUCAGGGAAAAGCACGUUAGCUUGCUCGCUGAGUAGAGAGCUUAACAACCGAGGAAAGCUAUCAUAUAUUCUUGAUGGGGACAAUCUUCGUCAUGGUUUGAACAAAGAUCUUGGUUUCAAGGCAGAGGAUAGAGUUGAAAAUAUACGCAGGGUCGGAGAAGUAGCAAAACUCUUUGCGGAUGCUGGUUUGAUCUGCAUUGCCAGCCUCAUAUCACCAUAUAGAAAAGACCGUGAUGCCUGCAGGGAGAUGAUGCAGGAUUCAUCUUUUAUCGAGGUUUACAUGAACAUGUCUUUACAAUUGUGUGAAGCAAGAGACCCUAAAGGCCUAUACAAGCUAGCCCGUGCAGGAAAGAUCAAAGGUUUCACGGGAAUAGAUGAUCCGUAUGAAUCUCCCUUGAAUUGUGAGAUAGAGCUGAAAGAGAAAGAAGGAGAGUGUCCUUCCCCUGUAGCUAUGGCUGAAGAAGUCAUCUCUUAUUUAGAAGACAAAGGUUUCCUUCAAAACGAGUAA